Messenger RNA from Plenodomus lingam JN3, 2139 nucleotides. The record is from RefSeq and is a predicted model, not a curated record. NCBI's taxonomy places the organism in Eukaryota, Fungi, Ascomycota, Dothideomycetes, Pleosporales, Leptosphaeriaceae.
AUGAAGUUGUUUUGGCUUCUAUUAGCAACACCCGGCGUCUUCGCGUGUGACAAAGAGCACAGGUUUCGUCGUCAUGACCGACACAUACAGCGCCGCUCGGUCAAUACUACGUUCCCACCAGUAUUGACUGAUCACGAGAGAAUAUUGGUAUCAACUUUCGACAACGCUUCGAUAUCGGAGUGGUCGCGACAUUAUAGUGGGUCAACCCACAAAAGGAAUGUCGCAGGUGAAAGCGAUGCUGCUCCUCGCUGGACAGCCGAGCAAUGGAAGAAGCAUGGGUUUUCAACGAGACUAGAUGAAUAUCAUGUCUACCUGAACUAUCCUGUCCACCGUUCUCUUGAACUCAAAUACAGCAACGGAAGCAGCUAUGUACCGACGCUGGAGGAAGAGGUUCUCGAAGUAGACGAAGUUACCGGGGAUCCAGAUCACGUCCCUGCCUUCCACGGGUAUUCUUUUUCUGGAAACGCGAGUGCAGAAUACGUAUAUGUUGGUCGUGGUCAACGCGAAGACUUCCAACGUCUGAAGGACCUGGGAAUCGAUCUGGCCGGCAAGAUCGCGCUCGCAAAAUACGGCGGUCCGUUCCGGGGUCUUAAAGUGAAGAACGCGCAAGAGCAUGGGAUGGUUGGCGCCAUCAUAUUCACUGAUCCUGGUGAUGACCGGAAUAUGACGGCACAGCACGGUUUCAAGCCAUAUCCGGACGGACCGGCGCGCAAUCCCACAAGUAUCCAAAGAGGUAGCGUAGCAUUUUUGAGCACAUACCCGGGCGAUCCAACUACACCUGGCUAUCCAUCAAAAGAGGGCUCACCGAGACUGGAGAAAAGGACUGUGCCUAGUAUCCCAUCGCUUCCUAUAUCCUGGAUAGAAGCAAAACCAUUAUUGCAAGCUCUGAAUGGCCAUGGUCUGCAAGCGGCGGAAAUUGCACGUCCCAAUUGGCAAGGGGCAAUACCAGGAGUCGAAUACAGCAGCGGCCCGGUUUUCGGCACGAGCUUGACAGUCAAUAAUGUUAUGGAAGACGAGAUAGGACAGAUUUGGAAUACCAUUGGCAUUAUCAACGGAACCAACGAAGACGAGGUGGUGAUUGUCGGUAAUCAUCAUGACGCGUGGAUGAUUGGAGGCGCAGCCUCAGCGGACCCACAUUCUGGAUCGGCAAUCUUGGUUGAGCUUGCAAAAGCUUUUGGAUCCCUACUUGAGACAGGGUGGAAGCCGCGGCGUACGAUUGUCCUUGCUAGUUGGGAUGCAGAAGAAUAUGGAUUAGUGGGAAGUACCGAAUGGGUGGAGGAGUACAUACCCUGGCUGAAGGAUGCCGCAGUCUCGUACUUGAACAUUGACGUUGGUGUUGCGGGUACCAUACCUGACUUCUCUGCGACCCCAGAUCUUCACGCGCUCGUCACCUCUGUCGCAGAGAAGGUAAGAUGGCCCCAUGGUAAAGACCGGACUUUGUACGAUUUAUGGGAAGAGAAGACUGGAGAGAUUGGUGUUUUGGGCGCUCAAAGCGACUACACGGCCUUUGUGCACCGGAGUGGGAUUGCUGCCCUUGAUAUGGGUACCACGCGUGGCCCACUGGAUCCAAUUUACCAUACGCAUUCAAACUUUGACUCUUUCCAUUGGAUGUUAAACUACGCGGAUCCCGGAUUCCUGAUGCACAAAGCCAUCGGCCAGUUUCUCACGCUGAUGGUUUUCCAUUUGGCAGACGACGAAAUACUCCCACUAGAGCCAUCCAACUAUGGGCCUGAGAUGCGCGGAUACUUCAGAGAUCUGGAGCAAUUGUUACACAGCGAGAAUUCCAGCACGGAAACAGACCUAUCGCUGCUUGAAAACGCCAUCACUGCCUUUGAAAUCGCAGCGCAAGAUUUCGAUUUACGUCGUCAUCAGGCUGCUUUCAAUGGAUCCGAGUUGCUACGUGAACUCAAUGGCAAAGCGCGUGACUUCUCACGUGGAUUCGUUAGUCAAGGCGGGCUUCCGGAUCGCAAGUUCUACCAACACCUCAUCUUUGCUCCAGGUAUAGACACAGGCUAUGCCCCCGUAACCUUUCCCGGCAUUACGGAAGCAGUACUCGCUGGCGACUUGAGCUUGGCUCAAGAGUUUGUUGAUCGGACAUCGAGUGCAAUUAUAACGGCAGCAAAUCUCCUGCGCAAGUAG